Cucurbita pepo subsp. pepo (vegetable marrow) is the source of this 1437-nucleotide messenger RNA. RefSeq lists its product as uncharacterized. The record is from RefSeq and is a predicted model, not a curated record. Lineage: Eukaryota; Viridiplantae; Streptophyta; Magnoliopsida; Cucurbitales; Cucurbitaceae.
GCCUCCUUCUUACAUUUCUUGGAUCUCUCCUCUCAUCAAACCACAAGACUUGCGCAUUCUUUUGUUGCCUUCAUUUUCAUGGCGCUCUUAACUUCCCACCACAAUAAACGCCGAAAAAAGCACAAAAACCCAUCCCCGCCGCCGCCCUCCGCCCAAUCCUCAUGGGACCAGAUCAAGAGCCUCCUCACCUGCAAACAGAUCGAGACUUCGAGAGUUCACGAGCCGGUGAAACGCUCGCCGGCGUACUCAAAGUUGGGGUCUUCUUGCAGCUCCAUAUGUAGCUUUAGAGACGUGGUUCAUGGCAAUGCCAAAGUGGUUCAUAGAGCCGACAACUCUCCCGAAAGCAGCUCCGUCGGACAGGAAACCAGGUUGCUUCAUAGAAAACCCCCAAACGGUUCCUCAUCUCGUUCUUUGACGGCGCCGACACCUGCCAGAACCAAACACGCUGCUUCAGCUUCCUACUCCUCUUCUUCUAGAGGAAUCCAAUUACGAAAGCUUUCUGGCUGUUAUGAAUGUCACACCAUCGUUGACCCUACUGGGUACCCAAUUCCGAGGAGUUCAUUAUGUCCUUGUCCUCACUGUGGAGAGGUGUUCCCAAAGCCUGAAAGCUUGGAGCUUCACCAAUUAGUUCGCCACGCUGUAUCCGAGUUGGGUCCUGACGAUUCGGGUCGAAACAUCGUGGAGAUAAUUUUCAAGUCAAGCUGGCUGAAAAAGGACCGACCCAUUUGCAAGAUCCAACGGAUACUAAAGGUCCACAAUACCCAACGCACCAUCCAACGCUUCGAGGACUGCCGUGAUGCAGUGAAGACACGUGCGCUCAACAGCACCAAAAAAAACCCGCGCUGUGCGGCUGACGGUAAUGAGCUGUUGAGGUUCCAUUGUAGUGCCUUGUUGUGCGACCUCGGCUCACGUGGCUCUACCGGCUUAUGCGGCUCGAUACCCGGCUGCGGUGUCUGCACCGUCAUCCGCCACGGAUUCCAGUGCAAGCCCGGUGGGGUCCCUGGCGUACAGACUACUGCCAGUAGCGGUAGGGCCCACGAUUCGUUCGGAUGCAGCGAUGGUCGGCGGCGGGCGAUGUUGGUGUGCCGUGUCAUCGCCGGGAGAGUCAAGCGUAUGGCAGAAGAUGGGGCAGGAACAACGACGACGGAGGAGGAGAACAUGUCGGCGGCAGGGUCAUACGACUCCGUUUCACGACACUCCGGGAUGUACUCCAAUCUGGAGGAGCUCAUCAUUUUCAAUCCAAAGGCUAUCCUUCCUUGUUUUGUCGUCAUCUACGAAGCCCUCCAAACCUAAUUAGGAUAGGAUCAAUAUAUGCUUUAAUUUAUGUGUUUUUCUUCUAAGUCUAUAGUUUAUAAUUUUUCUUUUUAUUAUACUUUUUUUGUGUGGACAUUAAAUGUGAGCAAUAAUAAAGCUAUCUUGACGUUGUAUUAAUGAUAA